Messenger RNA from Hippoglossus stenolepis (Pacific halibut), 2141 nucleotides. RefSeq names its product CCR4-NOT transcription complex subunit 9 (gene cnot9). Gene Ontology annotation, cellular component: CCR4-NOT core complex; CCR4-NOT complex; P-body. Bases 368 to 1267 code for a protein of 299 amino acids. NCBI's taxonomy places the organism in Eukaryota, Metazoa, Chordata, Actinopteri, Pleuronectiformes, Pleuronectidae. Gene Ontology annotation, biological process: mRNA catabolic process; negative regulation of translation. The record is from RefSeq and is a predicted model, not a curated record. The transcript has 8 exons.
GCGGCUGCCACCACCAGCACCAGCACCACCAUUGCUCAACAGAAAAAAGUCGUUAGCGCGUUUUGUUAUUCACCUGAUAGCGUUGGAUUGGAGCUGGCCCGCGCGACCGGGGAUGUUCACGGUUUACUCCCGCAGCUAAACGAGGAUGUGCCGCUUGUGGUUUUGACGCGCCGCCCGCACUCCCGUUCGUCGAGACGCGUAGCAGCUAGCUUGGGUUAGCUUGGGUUAGCUGUCCCGUGCCGUGCGUUUAUAUCGCGACAACUUUUUUUGUUAAAUUGUACCCGUGUUUGAUUUGGCUGCCGCGCUGCAGCUGGUGUGUUAUCUUGUAUUUCUCUGCACACAUCGGAGGAACUGAGAGCUUCAGACGAUGCUGGCGACCGGAGCGGCUGUGACUAAUGUGACAGCUCUGGCCCAGGUGGACCGGGAGAAGAUCUACCAGUGGAUCAAUGAGCUGUCCAGUCCGGAGACCAGGGAGAACGCGUUGCUGGAGCUGAGCAAGAAACGGGAAUCCGUGCCGGACCUGGCGCCCAUGCUGUGGCACUCCUGUGGCACCAUUGCUGCCCUGCUGCAGGAGAUCGUGAACAUCUAUCCAUCUAUAAAUCCACCCACACUGACGGCUCACCAGUCGAACCGAGUGUGCAAUGCCCUGGCACUUCUGCAGUGUGUCGCCUCGCACCCGGAAACACGGUCGGCGUUCCUCGCUGCUCACAUUCCUCUUUUCCUUUACCCCUUCCUGCACACUGUGAGCAAAACACGGCCAUUUGAGUACCUGCGACUCACCAGCCUCGGCGUCAUCGGUGCUUUGGUCAAAACGGAUGAACAAGAAGUGAUAAACUUCCUCCUCACCACUGAAAUCAUCCCGCUGUGUCUCCGUAUUAUGGAAUCUGGCAGUGAACUAUCCAAGACGGUUGCAACUUUCAUACUUCAGAAGAUCCUCUUGGAUGACACAGGGCUGGCCUACAUAUGUCAGACUUAUGAACGUUUUUCCCAUGUGGCUAUGAUCCUGGGCAAAAUGGUGUUGCAGCUCUCGAAAGAACCAUCAGCACGUCUGCUGAAGCACGUUGUUCGCUGCUACCUUCGCCUCUCAGAUAAUCUCAGAGCCAGAGAAGCCCUGCGUCAGUGUUUGCCCGACCAGCUGAAAGACAGCACCUUUGCUCAGGUGCUGAAGGACGACACCACCACCAAGCGCUGGCUCGCACAACUGGUCAAGAACCUGCAGGAAGGUCAAGUCACUGAUGCCAGAGGCAUCCCGCUGGCUCCACAGUGACAAGGACAAAGUGUGUGCUGACGGCAGACACAGAAGGACUGUGCACAAAGUCUCACAGUGUAGAUUUUGCGCUCGGCCAAAUGUGGUGCGAUAACACUGUCUGCAAACGAAAGGGACUUAAUAAAGGAGGAAGAUGUUUUGCUUUUGGAUGGAUUGCAAUCAACAAAUUUGUGUCAUCACCUCCGCUUGAGGCUUCUAUCCCAACUGAAAGGCUUCUUAUUGAGAGCCUGGCAGAUAGAGAGAGAGAUCCAUAGAUAGCUUUUCAAAGCUGAUAUCAAUAAUGAUAUUGGCUGAUAUUUGUUUUGUUUGACAUAAAUGUGACAAAAGUUUUGGCAAGAGCCCUCCGACAUUGGUUGAUUUAAAAGUUCUAAGAUAUAUCUGCGUUUGAUAUGUUACAGCUUUACAAAACAUUCAUAACAAUAACAGUUCUUAAACAGUUAACUUCACUGGGAAUUAUAUAUAACUCAAAAUGUGGAAUGAGAAAAAUGUCCCAAUGUACAAAAAGAUGCAGCCUGUAAAACAUCUAUUGCUGCGGUAGAUUGGAAUAUCUGUCAACAUUCAGUUCUGUACUUGUAUGAUGACAUUGGUGAGAAGCAGGAUUGUUGGUGAUGUCAACCAGAAGAUAUCACGUUCAACUUUGAUCCUUUCACUUCAUUGUGACCAGCAAAGACUUUUUAAUCUUCCAUAGGACUUGUUUCUUUUUUUUUUGCCACCAGAGCCUCUGUGGACCGAUGUAACAUCCAGCAGUUUGCUAACAGUGACUGUGUUUCACUGUACUUUGUUUUUACUGUGACUGUAUUUGGUGGCGCAAUAAGAAAUCUCAGAAGCUGGUCUUGAUCAAAAAUGUUUCAUAAAUAAACAGUUUUCCACUCUA